Fulmarus glacialis (Northern fulmar) is the source of this 821-nucleotide messenger RNA. It is a transcript of the gene GPR25, whose product is annotated as G protein-coupled receptor 25. The annotation marks the transcript as partial. The transcript has a single exon. NCBI's taxonomy places the organism in Eukaryota, Metazoa, Chordata, Aves, Procellariiformes, Procellariidae. Gene Ontology annotation, biological process: G protein-coupled receptor signaling pathway. Gene Ontology annotation, molecular function: G protein-coupled receptor activity. The record is from RefSeq and is a predicted model, not a curated record. Gene Ontology annotation, cellular component: membrane.
AUGGCUCCCGAGGAGCUCGCCAGCUCGGCUGACUACGAUUACCCACCAGUGACCACCGUGAUGGAGAACCAGGAGGUCUCCUCUGGCUGGGAGGUCUUCUUCACCUCCGUCUUCAUCCCCGUCCUUUACUCCUUCAUCUUCCUCCUUGGCCUCACGGGGAACCUCUUCGUCAUUGUGCUGAUGGCCAAGAAGAGUGGGGGCAAGAGGAUGGUGGACACCUUUGUGCUGAACCUGGCGGUGGCUGAUGUCAUCUUCGUCUGCACCUUGCCCUUCUGGGUGGUGGCAGGGGCGCAGGGGAACCGUUGGCUGCUCGGCGAAGGGCUCUGCAAGGUGAGCAGCUACGCCAUCGCCGUCAACCGCUGCUCCAGCAUCCUCUUCCUCACCGCCCUCAGCGUGGAGCGCUACCUGGUCAUCAGGAAGGUGCUGGACACCAAGAUGAUGGGUUCCCGGAGGCAUGUCCACGUCACCUGCAGCAUCAUCUGGGCAGCGUCCCUCCUCCUGGGCGCCCCAUCCCUGGCGUACCGGCGGCUGGACGGGGACGACUGCUGGGAUGAAGAUGGAGAAGACUUCAGCCUGGCCAUGGUCUUCCUCACCUUCCUCCUGCCCUUGGGGGUCAUCUCCUUCUGCUACUGCUCCAUCUACUGCCGGCUCCAGCGCCACGUCCGGCUGGGCAGGGGUGUCCGGCGUUCCCACCGUGCCAUCGUCACCAUCGUCGCAGCCUUCCUCUGCUCCUGGUUACCCCUCAACGCCUGCAAGGUGUUGCUCUUCUUCCUCGCCAAGGGGACGCUGGUCCUGUCCCAGGGGCAGGAGGUGGCCCUGAG